Molecule: messenger RNA, 948 nt
Organism: Nanorana parkeri
Lineage: Eukaryota; Metazoa; Chordata; Amphibia; Anura; Dicroglossidae
Product: olfactory receptor 1F1-like
Exons: 1
Coding region: 1-948 (315 amino acids)
Biological process (GO): G protein-coupled receptor signaling pathway
Cellular component (GO): membrane
Molecular function (GO): G protein-coupled receptor activity; olfactory receptor activity
Source: RefSeq, a predicted model, not a curated record
AUGACGGCUUGUCCAAAUCAAAGUGCAGAAGAGGAAUUUUAUAUUUUGGCAUUUACAGCAUCUCCAGUUGGACAGUUUUCAAUCUUUCUUGGAGUUUUAUUGAUGUAUCUAUUGACCAUACUUGGAAAUCUCACUAUUAUUAUACUUGUUUAUGUGACACCAGAUUUACACACCCCAAUGUACUUUUUUCUGUUUAAUCUUUCCCUCGUGGAUGUGGCAUCCUCCUCUACCUACAUCCCAAAAUUACUUAUGAUCACUCUAACACAAGAUCACAAAAUCUCCUUUGAUGGUUGCAUGAUUCAACUGUUUUUCAAUUUGCUAUGUGCUGGUGGUGAUAAUUUUAUCCUGACAUCAAUGUCGUAUGACCGCUAUCUGGCAAUAUGUAAGCCGCUACAGUAUUACCUAAUUAUGAGCGAAAAACGUUGUGCUUCAAUGGCUGCCUCUUGUUGGAUGAUUGCAGCAUUUAACUCAUUGAUGUUGUCCUUGCUUAUAUCUGUGUUAUUGUUUUGCAAAUCUCGUGACAUUGACAAUUUUUUCUGUGACCUCAAUACAAUGAUUUCCCUUUCCUCUAGUGACACUAAAAGCCGGAAGAUUUUAUUAUUAUUUGAAGACAUUGUCUUCGGCUUUAUACUAUUUGCACUUAUCAUAACCUCAUACGGUUUUAUCUUUUCCAACAUAGUAAAAAUACAUUCUAGAGAUGGACGUCUCAAAGCUUUCUCCACAUGCGUCUCCCACCUCAUCACUGUCAUAUUAUUUUAUGUCCCGAGCAUCUUUUUAUACUUGAAACAAGAAUCAGAACAUACAACAGAGCAAGACAAGCUGCUUUCCAUGCUGUAUCUUGUCGUGGUUCCUAUGUUGAAUCCUCUGGUUUAUAGUUUGAGGAAUAAAGAUAUCUGGAAGGCUUUUUCAAAAGUAAAGAUGGCAAGAAGGAAAAUUUUGAGGCACUAA